This is a messenger RNA of Danio aesculapii, 636 nucleotides long. RefSeq names its product RING finger domain-containing protein. The record is from RefSeq and is a predicted model, not a curated record. Gene Ontology annotation, molecular function: ubiquitin protein ligase activity. Gene Ontology annotation, biological process: protein ubiquitination. The coding region runs from base 31 to 636 and encodes 201 amino acids. Lineage: Eukaryota; Metazoa; Chordata; Actinopteri; Cypriniformes; Danionidae. The transcript has a single exon.
AAAGACAUCUCUGGAAGUCUUCCCCUCAUCAUGUCAGAAACUCAGUCAACGUCUGCCCAAACCGAAGUGCCCGAGUCUCCAGAAGUGGAGUGUCCGGUUUGCUAUCAAGAAUACGACCAGCACUCCAAACUCCCGCGUAUGCUGGAAUGUCUUCACGUCUUCUGCACAGAGUGUCUCCGCAAAAUCCAGCUCACCCCUCUACACCCACCCGACCCCGACAGCGCCCCCUCCAUCUCCUGCCCACUGUGCCGUCACUCCACCCCUCUUCAAGGUGGAGAUGCACAUUCACUCCCAUGCAACUCGCGGAUUCUUGCGCAGCUCCCUCCGGUGGCCUUCCGUCUGCCAGCUUCAGUGUCAGCCCGGCUGGCCACGGUCACACAACGGCUGGUUCUGUCUCUGGGCGAGAGGGACACUCGCUUCAUAAUUCUGCCUACUGUCAGUCUGAGGGUGGAGCAGAUGGGGGAUGCCACAGAAAGGGCGAACCCUCCUCGGGUGAUGCAUCGGGAGAUGGAGGUUCUGAGAGGACACAAAAAAACUCUUAUGUGUGUUCAGGUUCUGGCUGUCAUCUUCUGGGUUAUGUUUGUGCUGACCUGCGUGGUCGGGGUUGUGUUCGGGCCAAGCCUCUUUCAUAAUUAA